AUGGCACCCAAAGAUAAAUAUUCCGAUCCGAAGCUUCGCGAUGAAGUCAAAGAGGAAAUUCAUCAAGGUGACAAGGGCGGUAAGCCUGGUCAAUGGUCUGCGCGCAAGGCACAAAUGAUGGCGGCUGAAUAUAAGAAACGCGGCGGUGGCUAUAACACCAAUAAGGAAGAAGGCCAAGACGAGUCCCAGAAACAUCUCGACCAAUGGACCAAAGAAGAUUGGCAGACCAAAGAGGGUUCCGGAUCUGCGCGCCAAGAUGAUGGAUCUGAGAAACGAUAUCUGCCUAAGAAGGCGUGGGAGCAGAUGAGUGACGGCGAGAAAGAGAAGACCGAUGAGAAAAAGGUCAAAGAGUCACAGAAAGGGAAGCAGUACGUUGGUAAUACUUCUAAAGCCAAAGAGGCACGGAAGGAUGCCAGUCAGGAGAAUGGGGAAAGAGACACGCGCAACAAUCGCAAUACGCGUAGCAAGACGGACUCAAAGGAGCAAGGUGCGAAGAGGCGUGCUCUCGAGUCCGGUGACUUAGCUGAUCGAGGAACAGAUGGCGACGACAACGACAAGGAAAAGGGUGAACAGGUGGCGGGGACUAAACGUGGUUCGAAACAGUCCAAUGGGUCUGUGAAGAAGCGGAAAGAUAACAAGAGCGCCAAGAAUGCCAAAAAUGACAAGGAUGACAAGGAGAACAAAGACGAAGACGACCAGGAUGACGAGGACGACAAGGAUGGCAAGGAUGAUAAGGAUGACGGUCAGGAUGACCAAGAGCCCGACGAAGAACUCCCAGAGGAUGAUGAGGAGUAUGAUGAAGGUAAAGAGGCCGCGGAGGAAGAUGGCGAUGAUGACGAGGAGAAUGAUGAGAAAUAG
Messenger RNA from Penicillium maclennaniae, 858 nucleotides. RefSeq lists its product as uncharacterized. Bases 1 to 858 code for a protein of 285 amino acids. The record is from RefSeq and is a predicted model, not a curated record. The transcript is spliced from 2 exons. NCBI's taxonomy places the organism in Eukaryota, Fungi, Ascomycota, Eurotiomycetes, Eurotiales, Aspergillaceae.